CACUCUCUACGUUUAAACAUAAACAAUUCCACGUGGAUUCUAGGAUUCUAAGUUAUGUAGUAGCAGACCUAAAAUUACCGUGAAGCAGCAAAUGCCUUAAAAUGCCUGAGAAGUCUUCAUCACCAAGAAAAGUUCCACUGACCAAAGGAAAUGUCGGCAGGAAACCCUCGGAGAAAAAAGAUGUAGCCGAGGUGUCCUUCACGCCGCUGUACGUAUCAUCAGCAGCCGUGGCCGUGUUCUCUGUUCUAUAUUACCUGUUGACAUACCAGGAGGGAGGGACAGAAACAUUCGUGCCUGUUGGACUGACGACGGAGAAAAAAGUACACGAGGUGGCCUGCUCCACGGAAUACGCCAAGGAACCCUUUCAUGACUGUAAACCGAAACGGUGUGCGCGGGUUGUGAUGGAUGAACUGGUAGCUAAGUCGGAAGCAAGUCAUCUACGAGGGGUAGCUGAGCGAGGCCUGGCACUCGGUGGUGGGGACGGGGGAGCGUCGAUUUUGGAUCUGCAUUCAGGAGCACUUUCGAAGGGAAAAUCGUUUAUCAACGUGUACAGAUUACUGGAAACAAUAUCUGAAAAUAUAUUCACCGAAGAAGAUUUCCGUGUAUAUAGAAAUGUGAAAUCAAAAAUCCAUGUGGCUAUUGCUAAAGAGUUUGGUGUAAAGCCGAGUGCCUUAUUCCUUACCAAACCUACGUUUUUCUCGCGGAUGAAUACCAAACCGGCAACUACAGUGCAUGAUGAGUACUGGCAUGCGCACGUCGACAAGGUGACUUACGGGUCGUUCCACUACACGUCAUUGCUCUACUUGUCAACUUACGGAGAAGAAUUCUCGGGCGGCAGGUUUAUCUUCGUUGACAAGGACGUUAACCGUACAGUGGAGCCGAGGCUGGGUCGAGUUUCAUUUUUUACUUCCGGGUCUGAGAACGUCCAUUUCGUCGAGAAGCUCGUGGAGGGAGAACGGUUCGCCAUCACCAUAUCCUUUACAUGCGAUCCUGCUCAGGCGAUAAGUGAUCCGGUCUUACCAACUAAGUAACAUGUAACCAUGGUCUCACAGUUGUCAUUGCUCUAUUGUAUUUCUAAUUGAAGGAAUACAUGUAUUAUUUCAAUAUGCACAUUGAUAAUAUUAGCAUCAGCUACGGUAUACGCUUUAAUCCUGAACCCCGCUUUUACAACAGUAAUUUGUAGAAAUUGAUCUCUGGAAAUUUGUGAUUGACGUCUCGUUAAACUGAAGAAAUGGUUACUCUGGACUACCAACGGUAAUGUGCAGUGCUGGCGAAUUCAGUCAUAAUGAGCAAUGUAGUAUGGGUUAAUUUAAUCCCAGUGAGUAGUGUAGUGUAGGUUAAUUUAAUCCCAGAGAGCAAUGUAGUGUAGGUUAAUUCCUAGUGAGCAGUGUAGUGGAGGUGAAUUUAGUUCUAGUGAGCAGUGUAGUGAAGGUGAAUUUAAUCCUAAUGAACAAUGUCGUGUAAGUUAUUAACUCCUAAUUAACAGUUCAGUGGAGUUGAAUUUAGUCCUAGUGAGCAGUGUAGUAGUGGAGGUGAAUUUAGUCCUAGUGAGCAGUGUAGUGGAGGUGAAUUUAGUCCUAGUGAGCAGUGUAGCGGAGGUGAAUUUAGUCCUAUCGAGCAGUGAAGUGGAGGUGAAAUUAGUCCUAGUGUGUUAUUGAUGAGUAUAAUAUAGAAUCUAUAAGCCAAUCGUACAUAUCUAAAAUACAUAACAAAAAUUAUCAUACUUCAAAACAUAACUAAUCGAUGAAAACUGUCAAAUGAGUGGUGUGAGGAAAACCUUUAAAACUCCAUGCAUGUUAACAGACUACACUAAACCAGUUCGUGUUGUCGCGUUUAGCACAUCUUUUAUAUUCACGGACCAUGCGUUUAUGUUAACUUCUUAGAAUAGACGACGGACGAUUAGCCAAUGGAAUUCAUUAGAUUGACGUUUGCAGCGUGACCAGUUUAUUUGAUUACCGAUAUAUUCAGCAUAAGGAGGGUAAGGUUUCGAGUAUACGAUACCAGCGUGAGUCCAUUUGAGUUCCUAGAAAAUAAGACAUAGAAGCAAGAGAUAAAAGCAACACACAUUGUGCCAUAGUGACGUGUGUGAAAUUGAAAAUUGUUCAUGAUGUUUUAAAAUAAAUUGUGCGCCUACACAGUGUAGUGCGUAUAGGUUGUGUUUCGAAAUUGUGAGUGAGCUAUCUUCACUUUAACAUGUUUAUAUAAAUUGUUUCGUAGAAACGUUCCUGAUGAAUUGCUGAACUAUAUAAAUGACAGAUUGCCAACACUAAUUUAUAGGCGUCUUUUAAGAAUUAACUGUAAUCCCUACUGUUCUGCCUCUUGUGUUAACAUGUUGUCCAUACUUGUGACGUAAUUACACGAGGUUAGGACGUGGAACUUUUGUCAUACAAUGUGAGGGUUUAAAUCGUUUUAUGAUAACAAAAUUACAUUCCAAUCUAAAUGUACACAUUGUGUGAUUUAUAUAAUACAUUUAACCAUGUAAAGAUUAUGUUGGCUCUAAUGGCGCUGUGUAGAUGCCUUGCUAUGACUUGUUAUAUUUGCAUUGUAUUACUUGUAUGUUUUAAAAUGUUUGAACCAAAAAUCUGCGAUGUAAAUAUAUGCCGGAUUACAAGUGUGAAUGGUAUGAAGCGGGCCUGAUAUGAUAUCUGUUUCUGUAUCUGAGGAAAAGCAAAUAAAACAAAUUAAAAACUUUAA
This is a messenger RNA of Mizuhopecten yessoensis (Yesso scallop), 2694 nucleotides long. Its product is annotated as 2-oxoglutarate and iron-dependent oxygenase domain-containing protein 3-like. Gene Ontology annotation, cellular component: membrane. Gene Ontology annotation, molecular function: iron ion binding; L-ascorbic acid binding; oxidoreductase activity, acting on paired donors, with incorporation or reduction of molecular oxygen. The coding region runs from base 102 to 1031 and encodes 309 amino acids. Lineage: Eukaryota; Metazoa; Mollusca; Bivalvia; Pectinida; Pectinidae. The record is from RefSeq and is a predicted model, not a curated record. The transcript has 10 exons.